GUCGUGAACAACCCCCCCAACUUCUGAUGCAGCGUAGUAGUAGACCACAGAUCGUGACAUCGAACUUCAACGACCAAAAGUAGAGCGUUGCCCGUGGGUUAUCGAUUGCUCGGAUCCGUCACCUCGCUGAUCUCCGAUGCCGUUCCAGUGAAGCGGUGAGCUGUAUGGUCAAGCUUUCAUCCCAUAAGACAUACGAGUUUACUCUUAUAGUUUAUGUAUAGCCAACGACCCCUUUUAAAAUGCCCAUUCUCACAUCGUGACCAUUUCGUCUCAUCAACCUUUUCUUGCAACCGAACUCAUAAGAUCGAUCGUCCAUUGCCUGGCCACGAAGAUGGGGGAUAUCAAUGAAGUCUCGGACGCAAUCAACGGCUGUACUCUGUCACACAACGCACCACACAACUAUCUCCCUGUACCCAAUCCAACAGCAACUUUCUGGCAAAGUGAGCCAUCCGUACUCCACGAUCACCGAACCACAGAAGAGCUCCCAGAACACAGCGACGUGGUGAUAAUAGGCGCUGGUUAUAGCGGCAUCAGUACAGCCUACCACCUACUUAAAGAACCAUCAUUUGCUGGGAAGACAAUCACCAUCCUCGAGGCACGAGGCGCGUGUUCUGGCGCUACAGGCCGGAAUGGUGGCCAUCUCAGACCCGAUCUGUACGGUCAUAUUCCAACUUUUGUGGAGCGAGAUGGGGAUGAUGCGGGCGCCGAAGUGGCGAAAUUCGAAAUUGAGCAUUGUUUUGAAAUCAAGAAGGUGAUUGAGCGGGAAAAUAUUGAUUGUGAUUUUACAUUGACGAGAACGGUUGAUGUCUGGUGUGAUGAGGAGUCGGCGAGAGCUUCAAAAGUCGUAUUCGAUGACUUGGCGGGGAAGUUUGAUUAUAUGAAGGAUGCUGUCUUCUAUACUGGUAAAAACGUUGAAGGUGUAAGUCAACCCCAAUUUUCCAAAUGCUAUGACAGAAUUGAAAGAUACUAACUCCGUUACUCUAGAUAUGUGGGGUCAAAGGAGCGGUCGCCUGUGCAACAUACACAGCCGGGACCAUGUGGCCAUAUAAGUUUAUUCUUCAUCUUAUCAAAGGUCUCAUCGCCACUGGAAGGGUCAAUCUUCAAACUCACACACCAGCGACAUCAAUGACCUCCUAUUCUGACGCUGGCGUCUUCAUCAACACCCCAAGAGGGAAGAUUCACGCCAACCAAGUUGUCCAUGCAAAUAAUGCCUACGUCGCCGGUCUUCUCCCGGAAUAUGCCCAAAACAUCAUUCCUUGUAAAGGAAUAUGUUGCCGCAUCACGGUUCCCGAGGGCACCAUCGCACCUCUUCUCAAUGAUUCAUAUAUUAACCGUGAACCAAAUAAGACCCUUCAUUAUUUAAUACCUCGUCCGGAUGGAAGUAUCAUUGUCGGUGGUGCAAAUGCCAUCUUCAAGCAUAAACACCAAGAACAGUGGUAUAACAAUGUUGAUGACUCUGUAUUGAUUGACGCAGCCAAAGAUUAUUAUGAGGGCUAUAUGCAGCGAACAUUCCGCGGCUGGGAAAAUACUGGUGCAAAGGUGGAUAAGAUAUGGACAGGUGUCAUGGGGUAUUCUUAUGACACCAAUCCUCACGUGGGCGCUGUACCCGACAGAAAAGGGCAGUAUAUUCUUGCUGCUUGGAAUGGUCAUGGUAUGCCUUGUAUUUGGUUAUCGGGACGAGAGAUUGCAAAGAUGGUAGCACAGGGUCUUUCAUUCGAAGAGACGUGCUUACCAAGAUUGUAUAAGACGACUCCCGAGCGUAUAUUGAAAGCUCAGAAUGGGAGUGAAGAUGAAGGGGAUAUCUUGACGACUGUUGCUUUCUCGGCCACAAAGCAAUAAACGUAGCUACGGACCAACGUGUGCGGCAUUUUAGCCAGUAAUUUCUUUUUGUAGCAAGUGCUGCUACAAUGGAAUUCUUGUACAUAAUAGCAACAUAGAAUAGAGACGCUUAUAAUAUACGAUACGGAAUAAUGGAAAUAGUAAC
Hymenoscyphus albidus is the source of this 1984-nucleotide messenger RNA. Lineage: Eukaryota; Fungi; Ascomycota; Leotiomycetes; Helotiales; Helotiaceae. The record is from the annotation of a GenBank genome assembly.